Messenger RNA from Betta splendens (Siamese fighting fish), 2748 nucleotides. Its product is annotated as noelin-3-like. The record is from RefSeq and is a predicted model, not a curated record. Gene Ontology annotation, biological process: signal transduction. Bases 544 to 1917 code for a protein of 457 amino acids. The transcript is spliced from 6 exons. NCBI's taxonomy places the organism in Eukaryota, Metazoa, Chordata, Actinopteri, Anabantiformes, Osphronemidae.
UUCUGGCUCUCACGCGCAGCGCUCGCCGCUGUCGCCGAGUCCUCUCGCGCUCUUUCUCUCUCCCUGCGCGUGAACUCGAGUCGACGCGGCGGCCGCGCGUCUGAUCUCGGGCCUCGUUCGAUCUCCGGUCGACGCCGCCAGCGGGAACUUUGGUCACCGCGCAGCCGCCGGUCGUUCCUCCUUUUUCCCCACGCACAUCACGCGCCGGCUCCACUCAAAGUCGGGCGCGUCAUCGGGAUGAUGUCAUAUCCGUGAACAGGGGCUGGUGCCAGUGCGCGCAGCUCGGGUGUUUUUCUGCACGCGUGCCCACAAACUUUCAGUUCCCUCCGCGCAGUGACGAGGUUUCUCCCCGCAGCCCGCAUGGCGUGCGUGCGUAACGGGGACGGCUGGAUGGAUGCGCCCCCCUCCUUCCCAGGAACCCACCGGGCUCUUGCCGACGCGUAGUGGACGUGGUUGCGCGAGCUCGCGGGCAGAAAGUUGCGUGAUAUCUUUUUUUUUUUUUUCUUCCCGUCGAAGGAGGGAAACGUGUUCGCAGCCGCCAGAAUGUGGUCGCUGUCCGUGGUCCUGAACCCGCUGCUCUUCCUGCUGCUGUUCGGAUACUGCCCUUCAGCGACCAUCAGGCCAAAGGAGGGCUGGCAGGUGUACAGCUCGGCUCAGGAUGCAGACGGACGCUGCAUCUGCACAGUGGUGGCGCCGGAACAGAACCUGUGCUCCAGAGACGCCAAAGGCAGACAGCUCCGGCAGCUCCUGGAGAAGGUGCAGAACAUGUCGCAGUCGAUCGAGGUGCUGAACCUGCGCACGCAGAGGGACUUUCAGUACAUCAUGAGGAUGGAGAGCCAGAUCAAAGGGCUGCGCUCCAAGUUCCGGCAGAUUGAAUCGGACCGGAAGACGCUCAUCAGCAAAAACUUUCAGGAGCUGAAAGGAAAGAUGGAGUCCCUGCAGCCGCUCAUCCCCGUCCUGGAGCAGUACAAGACGGACGCCAAGCUCAUCGCCCAGUUCAAAGACGAGAUCAGGAACCUGUCGGGCGUGCUGAUGGGCAUCCAGGAGGAGAUGGGGGCCUACGACUACGAGGAGCUGCAGCAGAGGGUGCUGAGCCUGGAGAACCGGCUCCGCAACUGCAUGAGCAAACUCACGUGUGGAAAGCUGAUGAAGAUCACCGGGCCGCUGACGGUGAAGACGUCAGGGACCAGGUUCGGAGCCUGGAUGACCGACCCGCAGGCGCCCCCCAGAAACAACAGGGUCUGGUACAUGGACAGCUACACCAACAACAAGAUCGUCAAAGAGUACAAGUCCAUGGCUGACUUCGUGGCCGGGGUGGAGUCCAGGACCUACAACCUGCCCUUCAAAUGGGCCGGGACCAACCACGUGGUGUACAACGGCUCCCUGUACUACAACAAGAUGCAGAGCAACAUCGUGGUGCGCUACAGCUUCGAGACGGGCCGCGUGGUCACGCAGCGCGCGCUGGAGGCGGCCGGCUUCCACAACGUCUACCCCUACACCUGGGGCGGCUUCUCCGACAUCGACCUGAUGGCCGACGAGCUGGGCCUGUGGGCCGUCUACGCCACCAACCAGAACGCGGGCAACGUGGUGAUCAGCCAGCUGAACCCGGACACGCUGCAGCUGCUCGGCACCUGGAACACGGAGUACUCCAAGCGCAACGCCGGCGAGGCCUUCAUGAUCUGCGGGACGCUCUACAUCACCAACUCCCACCUGACCGGCGCCAAGGUCUACUACGCCUACUCCACCAAGACCUCCACCUACGAGUACACAGACAUCCCCUUCCACAACCAGUACUUCCACAUGUCCAUGCUGGACUACAACGCCAGGGACCGCGCGCUGUACGGCUGGAACAACGGGCACCAGGUGCUGUUCAACGUCACACUUUUCCACAUCAUUAAAACGGAGGACGACUCCUAAAGGGAACGCGAGCUGGCGCUGGAGGGAAGUCACGUUCUUUCAUUCCUCUGACUAGUUGUGUGGGCUUCUACACGCGCUUUCUUUCCUCAUUUCAUAAGACGAGUCCAGUGCAUCGAGAAGCAAACGGGGGUGAGACCUUGUGACUAAUUAAUGGCCCGUUCCAGCUAACAACUUCUCCAAACACCGAACAAUGAACCACAGACAGUUUCUGCAGCUCCAAAGUAAAAGCUCCUGUCUUUUUCUAUGUCUAAUGGUUUUCUCAUUCUUAUCGUAUGUCUUCAUGCCUUUUAAAUAAUUCAUAUUUGAACUGCGUUCGCUAAUUCUUCGCUUUGUUUCCAUUCUCCUCGGCCCAUUUAUUCGACGUCAUCUGCUAAUUUAUUCCUGCCUGUCACUGCCUCCACUUAACGUUCAAUUUAAUACUUUUCCUUUCAAAGCUUUAUUUUUUUCCCACUUGACCUUGGAGGAGCCGGCGAGAAACGCGCCGAACCACAAUGCACCUGCACCCGCACCGUCCUCGGCUCUUUCUGUGCGAAGCCUCUCGGGCGCCCGGGUCACCGUGGACCCGCUGCAGCACACCUGGCUGGUGCCUGGAGGCGUCUUUGUUCGUUAGCCUGCUUCAGUGCAGUGCGUCCCGUGAGGCGGAGGAUGGCGGCUCGCGUGCAUGAAUGUUGGCUGUUCUAAUAGCAUUUCUUCUCUUACCGUAGAUCUGUAUUUUGUAUUAUUGCAGCAUCUCGCCCUCCACAUUCUCAGACAGCAGUAGACGACUUCAAUACGCAUUUGUGUGAAUAAGAAGCAACACGUGACCAGAAUAAAACUAUUGUUUUCACUAAA